This is a messenger RNA of Leptopilina boulardi, 2039 nucleotides long. It is a transcript of the gene Uck, whose product is annotated as uridine-cytidine kinase. Lineage: Eukaryota; Metazoa; Arthropoda; Insecta; Hymenoptera; Figitidae. Gene Ontology annotation, cellular component: cytoplasm; cytosol. The record is from RefSeq and is a predicted model, not a curated record. Gene Ontology annotation, molecular function: kinase activity; ATP binding. The transcript is spliced from 5 exons. Bases 31 to 1008 code for a protein of 325 amino acids.
UACGCAGGAAAAAAAAAGAAUAUCGUUUGCAUGCACGUGGUAGUGAAAAAGCUCAACGUGCGCGCGCGUGUGGCUAUUAAUUUCUGGUCAUCAAUUCCUAGAAGAGCCAACAGUAGUGCUACGUUGUUUUGCAAAGAGAAACAGUACAUUUUAACCACAUCUUUAAAUAUAAUAAAUCGCAGUGAAUUUUUAAUAAUGGCAGAUGUACCCCUGCAUAUGGGUAAUCCACGAAGAAUGUCGUAUGGAUCAUAUAAUGGAAAAAUGAGUGGUGUCGAAAGUAAAACACCGUUUUUAAUCGGAGUUUCCGGAGGUACAGCUAGCGGCAAGUCAACUGUCUGUAAACGUAUAAUGGAAAAAUUGGGCCAAGUUGAUAAGGAUCACGAUCAACGACAAGUUGUUUGUAUAUCACAAGACAGUUUUUAUAAAGAUUUAUCGCCUGAGGAUAAAUUGAAAGCCGAAAAAGGACAAUUUAAUUUUGAUCAUCCUGAUGCUUUUGAUGAUAAUUUUAUUCUUCAAACAUUAGAGGACAUUCGCGCUGGUGUUAAAUGUGAAAUUCCUGCCUACGAUUACAGAACUAACAGUUUAAUUAAGGAUCAGAUAACGACAAUAUAUCCUGCUGACGUUGUUCUGUUUGAAGGCAUUCUCGUAUUUUAUCAUCAAAAAAUAAGGGAUUUGUUUCACAUGAAAUUGUUUGUUGACACAGAUUCAGACACAAGAUUAGCAAGACGAGUGCCAAGAGAUAUUAAAGAAAGAGGACGAGACUUAGAAUUUGUUUUGAAUCAGUACAUGAAUUAUGUGAAGCCAGCAUUUGAAGAAUUCUGUUUGCCUACAAAAAAAUUCGCUGAUGUAAUAAUACCCAGAGGAGCUGACAAUACCGUUGCCAUUGACUUGAUAGUUCAACAUAUACAGGAUAUACUUUACAAAGGGAAUAGCAGAGAAUUCAGAGAAAUUGUAGAACCAGAAAGCCCGUUGGCUUAUGCUGAAAAAUCCUUCAAGAGGCCUCACUAACAUUAUCAAGUUUGUUUAUUUCUUUUUUUGUUAAUUUUUCUCAGUUUCUUAUUUUUUUCUUUGGGUGUAUUGUUUAAAUGCUCAUUUAUCUCUAAAUAACUAAACAAAAAAAAAAAAAAGAGCCAAAUCAAAAAGGACUCUAAAAAUGCCAAUUUUUAAUUACUUAAGUGAAUUCUGUGGCAAGGGCAGAGAUUAUUCAAUGUUUAUGUGUUUAUUUAAAUGUUUUUUUAUAGAACAACUUGAAAAGUUUGUCCUUAAAAAGCAAUGUCUGAAAAUUUUCAAUUUCAGAAUUUCACAAAGUUUAUGACAAAUUUAUAUGCCUUAGAUGUAGGAUAUUUAUUUUUUAUUUUAACGAUUAAAAAAAUGAAGACACGGGAGUCAUUGUCAUAGAAUUUUCAUAGUAUAAUAAAUGUACUGACAAUUUUUUUUUUUUUUUUUUUAAUAUUGGUAAGGCCAAUUUCCUUUAGUUUUAUUCUUCAAAAUUUAAAAUUUAAAUAAUUGCAAUUUAUCAAAAUAAAAUAACUAAAUUAUUUAAAUUUAAAAAUAUAAUGGAAAAUAAAAUUUUAAAGGUAAAUAAUGAGCUUUGCCAUAAUUGUUUGAAGUAUGUUUGUGAAUAGAAAAUUAUUUAUAUGAAAAGAAUAAUAUAUUUUAUGAAAAAAAAUUAAUAUAAUAUAUAUAUUUUAUGAAUAAUGUGUGAUACAAAUGAUAACGUUUUUUUUUUAAAAAAAAAAUACACACACAAAAAAGUAAGAAAGCAUUUAGAGUGAAAAGUGUAUAGUUUAUAAUAUAAAUAUAAAAAAAAAGGAAUGUCUAGAAAAAUCAGCGCUGUGUGUGAUUUUAAAAUAGACUGCUUAUUUGUAUUAAUUUUCAAAUCAAAUCUGUCCAGUCACAUAUUAAUUUCUCUCUGAUAAAUUUUUUAUAAACACCAAAACUUUAAAAAAAAAAAUACCAGAGAUUCUAGGUUCAGUGUAUUAAAUAGAAAAAAAACCAAAAGAAAUUAUAAUUAAGAAUAAAAUAUAUUUAAUUUCUUA